AUGACGGCGGGAUGCCGAGAGACGGUUGCAAAGAAUGCUCGCGACGUCGCAUCAAGUGCGACAAAGCCACGCCUGAGUGCGCGAAGUGUCUGAAGAAGGGUAUCAAAUGUACCGGUAUCGGCCGCCAUAUCAGGUUUGUCGAGGGUGCCAUCUCAANNAAGGGAAAGCGCAAAGGGCAAACGAUUCCUGAUGUUCAAAACUUUGCGACACGUCUGAGCCAGCAUCUGCAAAUCGCGCCCGUAGCAAGGUCACGUACAGCCACACAAACAGAAGCACCCGAGCAAAUCGCCAUUGUUGAUUCAGCUGUUGAGACUAUCAGCAACCUCGGAGGCAAUAGUAUUGGAGCUGACGCUGACGACGAAGAUGUUGAGGAGAUUGUACCCGUCACUCGUCAGAGACAAGAUUAUCAAUCAACAUACACCCCACUGGACGAUAGCACUACCAUCUCUUUCAGCAUUGACCCCGGCGCUGAUCUGAGACUGGAGUUGCUGAAGCCUGGUAUACAGAUGCUCUUCAAUCAUUUUUCGCACAGCAUUGCAUCUAUCAUGGUCAUUUUUGACACUGGCUCCAAUGGAUAUCGUAAUUUUUUGCUUCCAAUGGCUUACCAGGACGACCUUGUACAGCGUGCAGUGUCAGUUGUCGCUGCCUUUCACCUGUCAACGAAAAGACCAGAUCUUCUCCCUCUUGCAGAGACUGGACGUUCUGAGAUUAUAAAGAGAUUACGUGCAGACGCGUUCGCUAAAGAAAGCAGUAAAGUCUUUAGCACGUCUACUUGGGCGACGCUCAUCCUUCUCUUGGUCGGAGAAACGGUCACUGGCUCUCGAGAUUUCAUUCAUCUCUAUCCUAUGCUCACCAAUCUUCUAAGUCAUAACAAACUCUUAGAAUCAGAACCGUCAGCCGAACGAGGGUUUUUGCUACAACAGUCUAGAAUCUCAUCCUGUCUAGGUNUCCAACUUUUCACCCCACCUCUUCUUGAUCUCUCCCAAGGCCGCAAAACCUUUGAGAAAGAUCUAGAUUUCUACUUCGAUUUCAUAUUCAGUCAACAAUUUCCAGAUAACCCGAGUGUCUUUGAGAACACAGUCAUCUUCCGUCAGGCAAUCAACCAAGCAAGGAACAUAUACAUGCGCCAAGCUUUGGACGACUAUCAACAAGGCCAACUCUAUACCGACAUUGAGCAACUGCGUCAAUUGGUACUGCCCAUCCAUGCGGAUAGUCCUUGCAUGCACACACUGCCGUGGGUCUACUUCGUCGCAGCGGCUUCCAGCCAGAGCCAGGAUCAUAGAAACUUCUUUGCCGGUAGACUUGCCCAGGUCUAUGAGAAAACACAGUUGAACAGUAUCAUUGUGGCCCUGGAACGUCUCGAACAGAUAUGGCUACUGCAACCGAACGGCGAGUGGGCUCGAAAUCCCAGCUUGGUGGAGCCAGUCCUGAUAAUA
This is a messenger RNA of Aureobasidium musti, 1436 nucleotides long. The record is from the annotation of a GenBank genome assembly. NCBI's taxonomy places the organism in Eukaryota, Fungi, Ascomycota, Dothideomycetes, Dothideales, Saccotheciaceae.